AUGACAAGAAGUAAUGGUAGAAAUACUUUACCUGGUACACCUUUAAGUUAUGAUUUAUUUGAAUUGGAUGAAUAUUUACCUUCACAAUUUGGAUCAUCUUAUGGUAUUCUUGAUGAAAGUAUUGAAUUAGAUUGGGAUAAUUCAUCACCACCUUCUUCUCUUCCAAUGACGCCUUCUCAAUCUCUCCCUUUGUUAUUAUUUGAUGAUGAUGAUUUAUUGGAAAAACAAUUACUUUUAGAAGAAGAAAGAAGAAUUUUGUCAAUUCAAAAACGUCAAUUGGAUAAUGCAAUUCAUCAAUUACAACCAAUUGGUACACCAGUUAGAAGAAAUAAUAAUUCUUUAUUAAUAUGGAAUGAUGAUGAUACUACUAACCUUCAUCAUAUCCCUUCUAAUAAGUUAAAUCAACAACAUCUUCGAAUGACAAUGGUUUGA
Molecule: messenger RNA, 432 nt
Organism: Diversispora eburnea
Lineage: Eukaryota; Fungi; Glomeromycota; Glomeromycetes; Diversisporales; Diversisporaceae
Source: the annotation of a GenBank genome assembly